CGUCGCCGCGCCGCUCGGGGUCAAAGUUCAUGUUGACAUCUGAAGCGUCAUGGCUGAGCUGGAUAUUGGGAAGCAUUGUCAGAUCGAGUCCUGUCAUCAGAAAGAUUUCCUGCCAUUUGUUUGUGAUCUCUGCAGUGGUGUUUUCUGCCUUGAGCACAGAAGCAGGGAGUCCCAUUCGUGUCCAGAGGUACCAGUGAAAAGGGAACCACAGGCAGCAGGUGGCAGUACAAGUUAUCCAUGCUCAUUUGAAGACUGCAAAGGGAAAGAAUUGUUACCAGUCAUAUGCCCACAGUGUGAAAAACAUUUCUGCUUGGCUCACCGUCAUCAAGAUGAUCACAAGUGUGAGAAACUGGAGAUCCCUAAGCCCCGAAUGGCAGCCACCAAAGAGCUGGUGCAAAAGAUUGUGGAGUCAAAAGAGAAACCUGCAAAUAAAGGACGCAGAGGAGCAAAAAACAGUGCAACUGCGGCUAAGGUAGCAUUAAUGAAACUGAAAUUGCAUGCUGCAGGAGACAAGGGCCUGCCGCAGACAGAGAGGACCUAUUUUCAGGUCUAUCUUCCCAAGGAGUCUAAAGACUCCAGUCGACCCAUGUUCUUUUGCUCCAAAUGGAGCGUGGGCAAAAUGGUGGAUUACGCUGCCUCUCUAGCCAGUCUCAAGAACAACAAUAACGUGCUGGCAGCUAAGAAGCUGCGGUUAUGCCAUCCUCAGACAGGUGAGGCUCUGCGGAUGGAUGACACCCUGCUCGCACUGCUGGCUCAUCCAGAAGCUCCCCUAUACAACGGGGGUAAUGUGAUCCUGGAGUACCUGGACAACAACAGCACAGGCCUGGAGGAUAUUUCUGACUAUGUCCCACAGACAUGACUAUAGCACAGCAACCGCUUCAUUGGUUUUUACUGUAUUGUGGACAUAUAGUGUGCCAUUUAUAUUUCUGUUAUAAUAAAAUUCAUUUUCAA
Messenger RNA from Myripristis murdjan (pinecone soldierfish), 951 nucleotides. RefSeq names its product zinc finger, AN1-type domain 1 (gene zfand1). Gene Ontology annotation, biological process: cytoplasmic stress granule disassembly. NCBI's taxonomy places the organism in Eukaryota, Metazoa, Chordata, Actinopteri, Holocentriformes, Holocentridae. The record is from RefSeq and is a predicted model, not a curated record. The transcript is spliced from 8 exons. Gene Ontology annotation, cellular component: cytoplasm; cytoplasmic stress granule. Gene Ontology annotation, molecular function: zinc ion binding. The coding region runs from base 50 to 859 and encodes 269 amino acids.